Hyalella azteca is the source of this 2116-nucleotide messenger RNA. RefSeq names its product PRKR-interacting protein 1 homolog. Gene Ontology annotation, biological process: negative regulation of protein kinase activity. Gene Ontology annotation, cellular component: nucleolus. The transcript is spliced from 3 exons. Bases 83 to 832 code for a protein of 249 amino acids. Gene Ontology annotation, molecular function: double-stranded RNA binding; protein kinase inhibitor activity; protein kinase binding. NCBI's taxonomy places the organism in Eukaryota, Metazoa, Arthropoda, Malacostraca, Amphipoda, Hyalellidae. The record is from RefSeq and is a predicted model, not a curated record.
AAAAUCAAUCGUUCGUCACAUCAGUGUGAUCAGUCAGAGGAGUGGGUUUCGUAGUGCGCUGCCGCCUGCCUGCAUCCGUACAAUGGGUUCUGACGAAGAGAGCGUAAGAGUUGUCAAGAAUGCAACUGAUUUACAACGUCUGAAAUUAGAAAAGCUCAUGAAAAAUCCUGAAAAGCCAGCCUUCAUUCCUGAAAGACCUAAAGAGAAGAAGUUCCCAAAUGCUCCAGAAUUUGUGAGGAAUGUUAUGGGGUCUAGUGCAGGAGCAGGCAGUGGUGAAUUUCAUGUCUACCGUCACAUCAGACGCAGAGAAUAUGCUCGACAAGAGUUUCUUCAUCAGAUGUCUGAAAAAGAACGUUUGGAUUAUGAAUAUCACUGCAAGCUGAAAGAAAACGAGCGCAGCACUGCUGAGAAAGCUGCUAAGAAACGAGCCAAGCGACAACGCAGGAAGCAACACCUCCGAGCCAAGCGCAGCAAAGGGGCGCCGGGGAACAAGAAUAACAGCAGCAGCAGUUCUGAGACUGAGGACAGUGAGGAGAGUGAAGAGGAGAAUGUGCCUGGAAAUUCUGCAGAGAAAGAUGAGGAAGCAAACAAAUGUGAGGACAGAGUGAAGGAGUCUGAUGAGAACUGUGUUGUUGAGGUUAAUGGAAAUAAUCUACCUGAUUCAUGUGAUACAAACGUUAGUCAAAACAACAUGCAGGAUGAGAAAGAAGAAGCAACAAGUUCUGAUAUCCCCAGUGAGGAAAAGGCUGGUGAAAGUACAUGCACUAAGAAAAGUCUCAAAGAAUUGUUGAAUAAAAAUAUUUUGAAAUUGAAAGAGAAGGAGGAUACUUGAUUAGGAAAAUUUUUCCGAAAGAGUUAGUAAUUAUUGAGAAGUGUUUAGUUAGCUUGAUUAUAUAGUACCAGCAGAACACAAUGAGGAAGAAAAUUCAAUAUUUGAAAUAAAAGAAGAUUGUGAUCUGUGUAAAUAUUUGUGUUAAGAUUGUGAUCUGUGUCCUGAGUUCAUUGAACUUGAGAAUCCUGACAAAUAUCCAUUGUUGCCAUUCAUGUGUCGAAUGAAACUGGUCAAAGAAUAUUAUUGCGCGAUUCAUGUCAUUGUUUCAUUCAACAAUUGUGUUCUCGUCAGUUAAAUAUGUCAUUUUGAGCAAGAAAUGAAUACCUACGUUUGGCUUACAUCCUGCAAGAUGCCCAUAUCCUGGCAGCCUCUUAAUCUGGAGCUUUUUUAGGCUCUUGUUCUUUUCUUUCUCGUGACCUGAAAUGAUAUUUUUAUAAAGUAAAAUAUUAGUUACGGUAUCGGUUGCUAGGCCUGUGCAUUGUUAUUGACAAUGCACAAGAAUUAAUGAAGCCAGUUAAUUUGUAAGAAAUACACACUUGGAAUUUUUGUGUCUAAGUUUUGUGUUAACAUCUUUUCAAUGAAGAUGACAAUAUCUCCCGCUUGUUAUGCUUCCAUAAUUGUUUCUUAUUCGAAAAGUAAGUUAAGUCAACAAACACUAUGCUUAAUGGGCAAAAAUUCUUGUAGGAAGAUAAUGUUAUUCCGAAGUAUUAAUUUAUAGCAGCGCCUUGAAAUUGUUGCAAAAUGUUAGUGAAAAACAGCCAGAUGUUUAUCAGGCUCUGUGUUAUUAGUUUCAACUUACGACGAAUCAUAUCAUUUGGUAUGCUUAAAAAUGAGACCACUACCAAUAGUAUGAUUAUUAAUUCACCUUAGGGAGCCACAGUUCUUGGUGAGGCUGCGAAGUUGGCGAAUUUGUUCCUCUUGCUGCUCAGUCAGCUGCUGCAGUCGCGACACUUGAGACAAUAAUUUGCUAUUCUCCUGCUCAAAAACUUACAUUGUAAGUAAAUGAUGAAAUUCGCAUGAUCUUUCUGUUAUAAAUAAUUCUGAGCACUAGAACUGGGAACCGAAUGUAUGUUAAGAUUUGCUGGAACAAGUAUAUAUUGUCGCAACAUACGAACUUCCGCUCUACUGAUCGCGUGCUAUUUGCUAGACUUGAAGAAUUUGUUUGAAAAACAAUCCGCAGUUAGUUACUUGUAAUUAUUACUUGACACUGACAUGCUAAAAUGAAUGCCCCGAACUCCAUCAGAGUUGUACGAGAUCAGCUCAUUGCCUCGAAGAGAAAAGCUA